CAGCCAGGCUGCCCGCUUCCUAGCGAGCUUCUCCCGACUCGCCGCUGCGCCGCAGGUUCAUUUCUCUGCUGAAUCUGUUUAUCCGAAACAGCCCGCUUGAUUCCCGCUCUGCUGUUGAAGCCGUGCCCUCUCCAAUAUGGCCGCCCUGUUCGGCUGCGGGAAACCGGAAGUGUGGAGGAGAGUUUAUGAGAAGUACCGGGACGUGAUGGAGGCCGCGGCCAAAGCCAGGAGGCCGAAGCUCCUGCAGCUGGACAAAUGGUACCAGGAGGAAUUGCCGGCGCUGAUUUUGAGUCGACCUGACAAACACAUCACUCUGUCAGAGCUGAAGAUGCUAAUGGAGUGGAAGCUAACGGCAGCGUGUGUCUCGUGUGUCGUCCAGAGGGGGAAGUUCAGGCCGAGGCUGCAGCAGCUGGUGGCCUCCAACGACCAGGACGCCGUCCAGAAACGCUCCAGAACGGCGCUGGGCCUCCUGCCCGACGUUCCGGCCGCCGUCGCUGAGCUCAGCGGCCUGAAAGGCGUCGGCCCCGCCACAGCCUCAGCGGUGUUGGCAGCAGCGGCUCCGGCUCUGGCUGCCUUCAUGUCCGAUGAAGCAGUGGAGAACGUUCCCGGCCUGCAGCCCGUUCAGUACACCGCCAAGCACUACGCGCUCUACCUGGACAAAAUGGCCGCCCAGGCCGCCAAGCUGAAUCGAGUGGAUCCGCUGCAGGACUGGACGCCUCACCGGCUGGAGUUGUGUUUGUGGGCCGCCGCCACCGCGGCCAGGCUGCAGCUUCCGGUUCUGGAGGAUCUGAAUGGCGGCGACCCGCUGACCUCAGAUGGCGACCAGAGGCCAGCCAAGAAGAUCAAAACUAAUUAAAACACGUUGGUGAAGUUAGUAAAUUACAGUUUGGGUCAUUUAGCCUGAUACAAGAGGAUUUGUUUCCAAAAUCCAUAUUUUCAUAAAGUUACUCACUUAGAAAAGUCAGUUUCUAACUAAAAACUUCAUUUACACUCUAAAUAUUUAGUUAGCAAGCUAAAUAUUUCUUACUAAAUAUUUUGCUUCAAACAAAAUAUUUGUUCAAAUUGGAGUUAUUUGGCUAAAUAUUUAUCUUGCUGAAUGUAUGUUUAGUUUGUAAACUAGUUAGUUAGCUAAAUAAAUGUUUAAAUAUUAAAUAUUUAGCCUGCUGAAGUUAGUUAGUUAAAUAUUUAACUUGCUCACUAUUUAAAUAGUUAACUAGCAAAGUAUUUCUACAGUUUAUGCAGAGAAAAUAUUUUGUUUGAAGAUAAAUAUUCAGCUAGUUACUUUGCUUUAAGCUAAAUAUGUAAUUAUUUAGUUUGAAGUGAAACAUUUAGCUUACUCGCUAAAUGUUUUAUUUGCAGUUAAGUAUUUAGUUUGAAACUGACAUUUAUAAAUGAAUUAAUUACAUGGUGAAAACAUGAGUGGAAAAUGAAACCUGAUUUUAUUUCUAUAUUAAAAGCUAAAUAACUCAAAUUAUUUAAUUAAUUUACAAACACCCACACUUACAAAUCUCCAAACUGUGGAGGAUGUCUAAAGGUUUGUAAUUUUGUAUUUGCAGAAAGAAUAAAGUUUUCUUUAUGGAAGAAAGAAUG
Messenger RNA from Poeciliopsis prolifica (blackstripe livebearer), 1590 nucleotides. RefSeq lists its product as uncharacterized. NCBI's taxonomy places the organism in Eukaryota, Metazoa, Chordata, Actinopteri, Cyprinodontiformes, Poeciliidae. Gene Ontology annotation, biological process: DNA repair. Gene Ontology annotation, molecular function: DNA binding; catalytic activity. The coding region runs from base 137 to 856 and encodes 239 amino acids. The record is from RefSeq and is a predicted model, not a curated record. The transcript is spliced from 6 exons.